UGAAAAGUCCGCCUGAAAUGACCUUGGAUAAAUGCAUCGAAUUAGGAAGAACGGUUGAAGCCGCUUUGCUCCACACAGGUAGCUCUGAAUGUGUGACUGAAAUGUUUUAUAACCGAGAGAAAGCAAAGCCAACUUACAAACCAAGGAAAAUGGAUAAUAGCAAUAAACUUGGAGGACAAUGUUACUGUUGUGGAAAACAUAAUCACAUUAAAGCAGAGUGUACUCUAAAAAAUAAAUUUUGUUCAGAAUGUGGAGUUCAAGGACACAUAUUCAGAAUGUGUCCCAAAAGAUCAAAACAAGUUAAUGUAAUAGAAACCACUACAUCAGGAAAUGAGGACGGUGAACGGGUGGAAACACCAGAGCACAAUUUGUAUGAAGGGUAUACAACAUAUACCGUUAACAGUAUGCAGAACAAUUAAUAAGAGACCGGUUUGCAGAAAUAUUUGAACCUGGAUGGGGGAAUUUCAAGGGCGAGGUGAUCAAUUUAAAACUGAAGCCUAAUGCUCAACCCAGGUGUCUACCAGCCAGGCGAGUACCCUAUGCACUGCGUGAAAAGGUAAAUGAUGAAAUUACUAGAUUGGUAGGAAAUGGUAGAAUUACAGCAGUCGAACAUAGUGAGUGGGGUACUCCAGUAGUACCUAUCAUAAAACCUGAUGGCUCGGUCAGGCUCUGUGGUGACUAUAAAUUAACUGUGAAUCCUUGUAUGGAAAUUGAUCACUUCCCUUUGCCUCAUGUUGAUGAUAUUUUAAAUUCUUUAAAGAAUGGCGAAUAUUACUGUGAACUGGACUUAAAAGAGGCAUAUUUGCAGGCUCCACUUAGUGAGGAUAGUAAAGAUUGUACAACUAUAGUAACAGAAUCAGGAACAUACAAAUAUAAUUACUUGCCCUUCGGGGUAAGUUCCGGCCCUGGGGCUUUCCAACGUUUAAUGAAAAAAACAUUAGCUAAUAUUCCUAAUACUGUAGUGUUUAUCGAUAACAUUUACAUAAAGGGUGAUUCGUUGCAAGACACUUAUGAAACAUUGUGUCAAGUCUUAAAAAAGUUGCAUGAUUGUGAAUUCAAAUUAAAAUCACAAAAGUGUAAGUUUUUUACUACUCAUCUAGAUGUAUUUGGGUACCGUGUAAACAAGAAUGGUAUCAGUGUGAUUCAGUCUAAUAUUGAACCAUUGUUAAAUGCUAAUGCACCAAAAAACCUGACCAUGCUCAGAUCAUUCUUGGGUAAAAUAAACUACUACUCUCGAUUUUUACAAGACAUGGCUACAACGCUAGCACCUUUAUAUGAAUGUACUAAAAAAAACAAAUUUAUCUGGACAACAGACUGUGAUGAAGCAUUUACGAAAAUAAAAAGAAAAUUAGCUUCUGCAGAUAAUCUUAGACAUUAUGAUCCUAAUUUGCCACUGAUCUUGACUUGUGAUGCUUCAGAUACCGGGCUCGCAGUAGUAUUAUCCAAUAGAGAUGAACAGGGUGUUGUAAAACCGAUUGCAUAUGCUAGUAAAAAAUUAAAUGAUGUUGAAAGAAAGUAUUGUACAAUAGACAAAGAAGCAAUGGCAGUGAUUUUUGGAAUCACCAAAUUUUACAAUUAUGUUUAUGGUCGUUUCUUUGAGCUUGAAACUGACAAUGCAGCUCUGACAAGAAUUUUUGGCCCAACUAAAAGUAUUCCAAAAAUGGCUGCCAAACGAUUGCAACAUUAUGCAAUUUUUUUAUCUGCAUUUAAUUAUAAAAUAAGGCAUAUAAAAACCAGUAUUAAUCCAGCUGAUUUUCUAUCAAGGUCCGUGUCUGAACAAAAGGAUAAUAUAAAUGAUGAUAUAAAUAUUCAUCCUGUAUUUGUGAACGCUAGUUAUAGUGUGUUGAGUUAUACUAACGAUUCCAACAUGAAAACCUUAGAUUGGAAAACAAUUCAAACAGAAUCAAAAAAAGAUGUUGUUUUGUCCAAAUUAAUAAGGUAUUUGACAGAUGGCUGGCCAGAAAAGAAAAACUUAGAUAAAGAAGUGUUACCAUUUUAUAGCAGAAGGAAUGAGUUAACUAUGGACAGAGGUUGCUUAUUUUGGGGAUAUCGAAUAUUAAUACCUCACACUGUUCGAGAAUCGGUUUUGGUUGAAUUGCAUAAAAGUCAUUUUGGAAUCAUUAGAAUGAAAGAAAUCGCACGCUCAUAUUUUUGGUGGCCGAACCUUGACUCAGAAAUAGAAAACAUUCCCAAAAAAUGUAUAACUUGUUUGCAAAAUAGUAAAACGCCUUCGAAAACACAGAAACCGUGGCCUGUUCCCCUUCAGUGUGGUACAGAAUUCAUGCUGAUUUCCUGGGCCCAUUUUAUAAUAAAAUGUUUCUGGUCAUAG
Molecule: messenger RNA, 2329 nt
Organism: Leguminivora glycinivorella
Lineage: Eukaryota; Metazoa; Arthropoda; Insecta; Lepidoptera; Tortricidae
Exons: 2
Coding region: 704-2329 (541 amino acids)
Source: RefSeq, a predicted model, not a curated record